Scheffersomyces stipitis CBS 6054 is the source of this 1452-nucleotide messenger RNA. RefSeq names its product [Histone H3]-lysine-36 demethylase. Gene Ontology annotation, molecular function: transcription coregulator activity; histone demethylase activity. The coding region runs from base 1 to 1452 and encodes 483 amino acids. NCBI's taxonomy places the organism in Eukaryota, Fungi, Ascomycota, Pichiomycetes, Serinales, Debaryomycetaceae. The record is from RefSeq and is a predicted model, not a curated record. Gene Ontology annotation, biological process: protein demethylation; regulation of transcription by RNA polymerase II. The transcript is spliced from 2 exons.
AUGAAGAAAUCAAAAGAUUCCUGCCCACUCUGUACUUCCUCUCCUUUGGAGGAUUCGAAAAAUGUCUCUGACAUUUCGUGGUUGCAAUGUGAUUUGUGCAAACAAUGGUUCCACGCCAGUUGUCUUAAACUUCCUGCCAUUGAGAUCAACAGCCUCCAUUCCUACCAUUGCACCCAAUGUGCUAAGAAACAUGGCCCCUCAGUUCAUCGUCGUAAAUCAAAACGCACCAAGUUGAAAAUUGACUACGUUGCUCUAAAUGACGGUGAUGUGUUUGCCGUUGACAAAACUUCUCACCCCCAUGUUCCCAGCUUCCACGACUUUCCCGUCGAUGCUAACAGUUGCACAGAUCCAAAAUCUGGGGCUAAUCCUUAUAUAUAUAUCUCAGAUGUACUAACCAAGCAAUACGCUCUUGAAACUCAAUUGAGCAAACCAAUCUUGGUCCCCGACGCCAAUUUGGACGUAGUGGGUAUGAAACUACCUGUUCCUAAGGAGCAGCUCACGUUGGACUACAUAACUGAAAAAGUAGGUGAAGACGAACCAGUAGAGGUAAUGGAUGUAUUAUCUCAACAAGGAGUUCAUCCGGGAUGGAAUAUGGGCCAAUGGCGAGAUUACUUCCAUACUGACGAAAUGAGUCGGGAUCGAAUCAGAAACGUCAUUUCUCUAGAGAUAUCGCUGGUAGAUGAUCUCGGUAGAACCUUUUCACGGCCUCAAUUGGUUCGUGAUAUGGAUCUUGUAGACAAAGUGUGGAACAAAAAUGAUAGUCAGGAGCGGUCAAAGGUGACUAAGUAUUGUUUGAUGUCGGUGAAGAAUUCGUUCACCGACUUUCAUAUUGAUUUCGGAGGUACCUCGGUAUAUUACACUGUCUGUAAAGGUUCCAAAACUUUCUUGAUGUUCCCACCUACAAGUGACAAUUUAGAGUUAUACACAGCGUGGUGUUUGGAAUCAAACCAAAACUUCAUUUGGUAUGCCACCUAUUCACGAGCCAUCCGCGGUAAAAGAACAACCCCUCAAAAUGGAUUCAAAGUUACUCUUGCUCCCGGUGACUUGUUCAUCAUACCAAGUGGGUGGAUCCACGCAGUGUUCACUCCUGAAGAUUCUAUUGUCAUAGGUGGUAACUUCCUUACUCUUCACGAUAUGAGCACUCAGUUGAAGAUCAACAAUGUAGAAAAAGUCACAAAAGUGCCGUCCAAGUUUCGUUUCCCCAUGUUCAACAAGGUGGUAUGGUUGACCAGUUGGUACUAUCUCAACCAUAAACUGGAAUUUGCAGCCGAUCUUUACAAUCACAAAUUGGAAUUCACCCUUCUCAAAGACUUAGCAGACCAUCUAAAGGGGCAUUUGGAGCUCAGCAAGAGCAACCAAACGGCUCGUCGUAGUAUUCCUGUUGAUGUCAUUGGCAAAGAUGUGGUGGGUCAUAUUGUCAAGUUGGAGAACUGGAUGAACGACUAUAGGUGA